CGGGAGCGCGCACGGCGGUGCGGCUCACUGGCGAGCGCUUUGAGGGGCGGGGAGACUCGCGCUGGUAAGCGCGCGCUGCUCCAACGUCACGUUUCGCGCGGCUCGCGUGCGAAACUCAGACACACGCGUCGGGAGACGGCGCGUCCCCGCUGCGCGCUGGCCAGCGACUCCGGGGGACAGGGACAGGGACAGGACGCGAGGACGCGCACGCUGGCGGAACAUAAUCAGCUGCGCAACAGCGGAGAGGACGUGGUUCAUGUAGGAUCGGGGUUCGCAGAGGGGUCGUGCAGAUCUCCCACCAUGAGUCAAGAAUUCAAACCUGGAGACCUGAUCUUCGCCAAAAUGAAGGGUUAUCCUCAUUGGCCGGCCAGGAUUGAUGAGGUCCCUGAUGGCGCCGUUAAGCCGUCCAACGUCAAGUUUCCCAUCUUUUUCUUUGGCACGCAUGAGACGGCGUUCCUGGGUCCGAAAGACAUCUUCCCAUACUUGGCGAACAAAGAGAAAUACGGCAAACCGAACAAGAGGAAGGGCUUCAACGAGGGGCUCUGGGAGAUCGAGAACAACCCGAAGGUGGAGCUCAGCGGCCCGAAGGUGCAGUCCCCGGGGGUGCCCGGCGAGAAGGACUUGGACAGCGGCCCGGAGCAGGACGAGGACAGGGACGCGAAGGCGGAGGAGAAGCGGAGGAAGCUGUCGUUGAGUAAAGUGGCUGGCAGUGAGACUGAGCAGGAGGUGGCUGCAGGGUCAGGGGUCAUGGAGGGCUCAGAGCCCAUGGCUCACACUGAGGACGACCGAACGCAAAAAGAUCCUUUGGAGUCUCCAAGCAAAACCAAACGGGGCCGGAAGAAAAAGAGUGAAGUAGAGCAAGAUUUGGAGAAAGAUGACGCCGCCAUCAGCCCAACUUCCAACCCUCCAGGUGGCGAGACGCACGCCCCCAAGCGCCGCGGCCGGAAGCCCAAAUCCGAGAAGAUGCUCUUGUCCAUGCAGGACCCCCGCAGCUCCGGCAGCGAAAUGGACCCACUGGAAAUGGAGAGGAAGAGGAAGCGUGCGUCGGAGGAGAGGUCCAGGGGCCUCAAAGGGGAGGAGGAGAGGAAGGUGGAUGGCAGGAAGAGAAAGGACGAUGACAGGCCCAAGGACCUGGAUGGAAAGAGGGAGCUGGAGCCAAAGAGGAGGAGGAACACCAAGGAAGGGAGCUCCUCUGACACCGAGGACGAGGAGCAGAAGAGCAGGAGGAAGCGCAGCCUGGCGCUCUCCCAGCAGGGCUCCACGGAGGCUGACCGUGACGACAGGAGGCGCAGGCAGGAUGAGCAGAAAGUUGCCGAACACAACAAAGAGGAUGGAAGGAGACUAGAUGACAAGAAAGGAGACAAAAAGAAAGACAUGUCUACAGAAUCAAGGCUGCAGAGGUUGCAUGGAGAAAUCAAAAUAUCGCUAAAGAUUGAUAACCCCGAUGUAAAGAAGUGUCUGCUGGCGCUGGACGAGCUGAGCAGUCUCCAGGUGACCACGCAGCACCUCCAGAAGCACAGCGAGCUCAUCGCCACGCUGAAAAAGAUUCGCAGGUUCAAAGCCUGCCAAGACAUCAUGGACAAGGCCACCAUGCUCUACAACAAGUUCAAAACUAUGUUCCUGGUGGGCGAGGGCGACUCGGUCCUCAGCCAGGUGCUGAACAAAUCCCUGGCGGAGCAGAGGCAGCAUGAAGAGGCCAAGAAGGGGGCCCUGAAGAGGGCAGAGCAAGCCAGGGAGCAGGGCACAGAUAAGGCGGUGAACGGCGAGGCGAGUCCCCAGGAGGUGCGGCAGGAGCAGGACAAGGAGCCGCAGCUCCCGGAGGACAGAGACGUACCGGCGGAAGGGAGUGGUACAAAGAUCCAGGAGGAAUCGGCCUGAAGCGGCAAGAGGGCCGCAGAAGGGAGGCAGCAGCACUGUUCCCGGAAUAGACGCGCGCAUCUGAGUCCCCGCACGGUUCACCGCCCACCCACAAACUCAAACUAAACCCUCCACCUCUCCGACAGGGUUCCAUCUGUUCUCCUAGACCUGUUCCACCUGGAGCGGUGCAGCUGUGUCAGUCUACACGUUUCAUAAAUGUGAACGAUAGCGUCAGCCAUGGUUGCUUUAAACAGCGACCACCCCCACCCCCCAAUGCGUUUGGUCUAAGUUCAGCAUAUCGCUCUUCCACCAGUGUUCCGCAUUCACCUCAACCGUUCUUGUCCUCACUGAACAGCCCUUGCAUGUCGGUGUCUCCGGCCACAUGGGCCACGUACUGCUUGACAGCCCAGUUUUUUUUCUGUAAAAUACAUUUCGUAGUCCAGCACUGGACCCUCGCCAAGUACAAGUAGCACCAGUGAUGUAGUGGUGCACCGGACAGCUUCAGCUGUAUCAGGAGUGAGUUGUCUCGUUUAUUCUUGGACAGAACGUCAGACCCCAGCACCCCAUCGUCCUUCGAACCCACAAGCUUCUAGUGCUGCCCUGUAGCCUGAGCCACUCCAGCACUGUAGACCCGUCUCUUAUGGACAGGAGGGAUACAGUAGUUUAGAAAGUGUCUCCAUCAUCCACUUAGUGUCCACACGGGUCACCGCUCCCUCCGUCCUCUUGAUUUAGGUGUACAUUUCUCUCGUGGUCACUUUAGAGAGGCUGUCCUGCAACAGCGUCUAGAUAGCGUGCCAAUGUUCACGUUGCCAUUAAAGUGCUUUCGCUUUUUUG
Messenger RNA from Scleropages formosus (Asian bonytongue), 2691 nucleotides. It is a transcript of the gene psip1a, whose product is annotated as PC4 and SFRS1 interacting protein 1a. The transcript has 17 exons. Bases 301 to 1878 code for a protein of 525 amino acids. The record is from RefSeq and is a predicted model, not a curated record. Lineage: Eukaryota; Metazoa; Chordata; Actinopteri; Osteoglossiformes; Osteoglossidae.